Messenger RNA from Blumeria graminis f. sp. triticale, 1404 nucleotides. Lineage: Eukaryota; Fungi; Ascomycota; Leotiomycetes; Helotiales; Erysiphaceae. The record is from the annotation of a GenBank genome assembly.
AUGAAUAUGGACGCAACUGCACAAGAUAUACCAACGGCAUUGCACUCCAGCCUCGGAGCUUCGUCACGACGGAGAGUAUCCUCAUCUCUUGGAACCGCGUUUGCAGGCCAAGGUCUGCUUCGCGAAAUUAAUGCAACACUAAAACAGCUCAAGCCUUUUGACACACAGGAUAUCAAAAUUCUCUUACUCGAAAAUAUCAACCAAGCUGGUCAUGAUAUAUUAGAGUCACAAGGUUAUCAAGUUGAAGCGUUGAAAACUUCGCUCCCAGAAGAGAAGUUAAUUGAAAAGAUACGAGAUGUUCACGUGAUUGGCAUCAGGUCCAAGACCAAGUUGAAUGAGCGUAUUCUACGCGAAGCGCGCCACUUAGUUGUGAUUGGAUGUUUCUGUAUUGGAACUAAUCAAGUAGAUGUUGAUUUUGCUGCAAAACAAGGUAUUGCUGUGUUCAACUCACCUUUUGCCAACUCUCGAAGUGUUGCCGAGUUAGUGAUUGGUGAGAUCAUAUGCCUAGCUCGUCAGCUCUGCGAUCGUUCCGCGGAGCUCCACCUGGGUACUUGGAACAAAGUCAGCGCAAAUUGUUGGGAGAUUCGUGGCAAGACUCUUGGAAUCAUUGGCUACGGUCAUAUUGGCUCGCAACUCUCAGUUCUUGCCGAGGCCAUGGGUAUGUCAGUAAUUUACUACGACGUCCUCAACCUCAUGGCUCUCGGCUCGGCACGGCAAGUCCCGAAUCUUUCUGAUCUACUGAGUCGAGCCGACUUUGUCACCUGCCAUGUUCCAGAGUUGCCUGAGACUAAAGACAUGAUCAGUGCGAAUCAGUUGGAUAUGAUGAAAGAUGGAAGCUAUCUGAUUAAUGCCAGCCGAGGGACAGUCGUCGAUAUUCCUGCCCUCAUAAAUGCCAUAAAACGUGGCAAGCUUGCUGGGGCUGCUCUAGACGUUUAUCCCAGCGAGCCUGGGGCUAAUGGACCACGAUUCAACAAUAGUCUAAAUCCAUGGGUUGAAGAAUUAAAAGGCCUCAACAACGUGAUUCUCACUCCACACAUUGGAGGUAGUACGGAGGAGGCCCAACACGCAAUUGGAAUGGAAGUGAGCGAAGCAUUGAUCAGAUACGUGAAUUCCGGGGUGACAUCUGGAGCUGUCAACCUUCCCGAAGUGAGCCUUCGCUCUCUUACUUUAGACGAAUCCAAUCAUGCGAGGGUUAUCUACAUUCAUCAAAAUGUGCCAGGAGUCCUGAAGCAGGUGAAUGAAAUCCUCGGGCAUCAUAAUAUUGAUAAGCAGACGACAGAUAGCCGGGGAGAUAUCGCCUAUCUAAUGGCAGAUAUUGUAUAUAUUCACACAGGAGAACUCAGUGAAAUAUCCGAGCAUCUAGGUUUACUUGACUCCCACAUUCUGACCAGGAUACUAUACUGA